Molecule: messenger RNA, 524 nt
Organism: Aspergillus wentii DTO 134E9
Lineage: Eukaryota; Fungi; Ascomycota; Eurotiomycetes; Eurotiales; Aspergillaceae
Exons: 1
Coding region: 54-524 (156 amino acids)
Source: RefSeq, a predicted model, not a curated record
CAAUAUCAAGAAUUCAGCAUUGCAAUUGCAUCUUUCAUACCCCCCUUUUUACCAUGACUCGUUUUACUUCCUUCCUCCUGACCCUGACUGGCUUCCUUCAGUCUGCAUCAUCAGCUGCAGUGGACACCAGUCAAGACCUCGUUCCCGCCAGCAAGUCUCUAUCGGCUCGCCAAAACAUCGAGUCCAACACCCCCUUGCUCAAAUAUUUCAUAUCGCCAAAAGGGCAAAUCCCGAGAUGCCCAAACGACGCAGAGCAAGUGCCAUACACCAAAAAAGACUACUACUACAAAUGCGAAAAAGACGGCCACUUCGCCGAAGGAUUCUCCAGAGUGAAUAUCAAGCAUUGGUGUUGUUUCAACCCAGUGCAGGAGAUUUUCUUCUUCCCCGAAGCACAUGUCAACUUUUUGGGUGGACAGACUGUCACCCCCGAUUCAAACAUCAUGAUUGAUGGCGCGGAUUGCUGCCGUAAUACCAUCAGAGGUCGAUGCAACAUGGAACGAGAUCUCAGGGACUUGCAGCUAUGA